UUGAAUAAAAAACACUUAUAGCAAAUGAACCCUUUGGAUGGUAGCUAUGAAGGUUCGAGGUCUCAUUUUCGUUAUACCUUGUUUCUUCUUUUGUGGAAAUUGGGCAAAAGAUUCCAAACCGAGAGCGAUCAAGUUCACUGAGCCAUGUUUUGCUGAGGAACAAUUUCUUCACUUGUGUACGGAUCCCACAGAAUCUUGUCACGAGGAACGUGCGGAUGAAAUCAAAUUGCUGCGUUUGGACGGAGUGAAGACAGGUCAUGAGAGAUGGGUGGAAUUGGAGGAAGGGAUCAAAUACAAAAUGAUCACUAGAGCCAUGAAGCCUUUGCUUUUUGAGAUUCCUCGUUUCCUGUCGGAUGAAGAAUGUGAGCAUAUCAUUUCACUGGCAAAGGAAAGCGGUCUUGUCAUGAGUAUAGCUGGCUUUGAUGUUGCCGCUUACGAGGGAGACUUGGACGAAGAUAUGAGAGAAGCCGAUGGAAACUGGACACUUGAUCACAACGAACGAUUUGCCAAAGCAUUUAAUGUAUGGGAUGCCGAUAAUGAUGGAUUCAUCGAUGCAAACGAGGUGCGGCAUUUCGCCCAAAAACGUAAACUUCUAUUCAUGAGAGAGGAUGAAGUUCCGACAAUGUUUAAACGCAUUGGAUUGUCGGAAAGUUUAACAAAUGGUAAAAUGAGUCGAGCAGCGUUUGCAAAGACCAACAUAAAGAAACUCUUAUGGUACAUGGAUUUCUUGAAAGAAAAAAGUCCUCGCCACAGACCUCGUUACAGCCAGCAGGCCUGGUUACGACAAGACAGGAACGCCGACCCUAUACUAAGGCGCCUGCUCGCGAGAAUUCAGAAGUUAACCCAGCUACCUCGAAAAGUGAUUCAAGCGGGCGAGUGGAUGCAGAUUCGUUACCAUUCUCUAUUACCUUAAUGACGUAGAGGAAGGAGGAGAAACAGCUUUUCUGAUAGCAGACAAUUCCACAAUAAAACCAGAGGACCUGGAGAGUGACAACACUACCACGGACGAAUUUAACUUGAGCGUCAACUGCCACAUGGCAAACCUUGUCAUCCCUCCCAAGAAAGGUACCGCCAUAAUGUGGUACAACAAUUUUAUUGAUCCGGAGAGCGGUAUGUUAGGACCUGUGGAUCGUUAUUCACUGCAUGGCGGCUGUGACGUCAUUAAAGGAGAGAAAUGGAUUGCCAACAACUGGCUAACAGCGCCGAACAAGAACUCAAAACACAUCAGGAGUAUCUACGAUGCAGAAUUUUAGGAUUAGACUGACCUGGUGUAAAAUAGCUUAGUAGGAUCUCUCCUUUGAAAUAUCGCUUUACCGGCAGAACAAAUUCUAAGCGGUUCAUAAAUAAGCAACUUUUCAUCCAAUUGACAAAUGCACCUUUCGAUGAAAAAGCGAAUAGAAGCUUGACGAGGACAAAUAUCACGGAGUACUUUCUGGAGUAAAAUGUCUUCUUUUUAAUUCAUUACAAAACUUCCUUUCAUUCGAAAACGUCCUCAUUGAACGGUUUAUUUGCAACACGUUUCACUCGCUAUUUAAUAACUGGCAUGUACUUUUUCCGAUUUUUUUUUCGAUGGUGGGGAGUGGAAGAGGAUAAAACCGGUCAGGAAAAACUUUAUGAAAUAAAUA
Messenger RNA from Stylophora pistillata, 1625 nucleotides. Its product is annotated as transmembrane prolyl 4-hydroxylase. Gene Ontology annotation, cellular component: endoplasmic reticulum. Gene Ontology annotation, biological process: peptidyl-proline hydroxylation to 4-hydroxy-L-proline. Lineage: Eukaryota; Metazoa; Cnidaria; Anthozoa; Scleractinia; Pocilloporidae. The record is from RefSeq and is a predicted model, not a curated record. Gene Ontology annotation, molecular function: iron ion binding; procollagen-proline 4-dioxygenase activity; calcium ion binding.